UUGAUCUAAAAAUGACAUCUUGAUUUCAGAACCUUUCUCUUGAUCUGGAAUUAUCUGUUAUUGACCACAGAGAGCUGCUACUGAUGAUUCCUGGGACAGGGCCCUGUAUAGUGAGAGUCCUCCUGGGAUGGAUGUCAUUCACCUGUUCCUGGCCACCCUGCUGGUCAGCCUCUGCUUCCUCACUGCCUACAGCCACCUGUCACCUGAGGAGAAGCCCAAAGAUGACAGGAGCCUGAGGAACAACUCCUCCAUGAACCUGUUGGAUUCCCCUUCUGUCUCUAUCAUGGCAUUGAACAAGAAAUCCAAAAAGAUCAGCAGAAAAGAAGCAGAAAAGAAGAAGAGAUCUUCCAAGAAAAAGGCUUCGAUGACGAAGGUGGCGCGGCCCCGUCUCCUGCAGCCCGCCCCCUGUGUGGCCACCCGCGACAGCUGCAAGCCGCCGGCGCCCGCCUGCUGCGACCCGUGCGCCUCCUGCCAGUGUCGCUUCUUCCGCAGCGCCUGCUCCUGCCGUGUGCUCACUCGCACCUGCUGAGCCCGCCUCCUGGUCGAGGGCAGGACUCCCUGGGAACCCUGGGGACCCUGGAGACCCUGAGGGCCCUUCUGCAGCGGCUCUAGUGGGCGUGGCUGCCUAGUACUGGGCGCGGGCGGGGCUACUAAGGUUGGGGCGGAGCUUCUAGGAGGCGGGACUUCGAGGAGACUUGGCUUGGGCUGGACUAAAAAUCCAAAUAUGUGUAGGCUGCUCGAAGAUGUGUGACUGUUUCUUUAAAGGCCCCGAAAGAUUCUUUUUCUUUCGCCGAGGCCUCUUCACCGCCAGCGUCCCGCGGACUGCGCACGCGCUGUAUCCCGGACCUGGGGCGAGCCAGGUACCUGGCCGUAGGGCUGCGCUCCUGGUAAACGUGUCUCCGGAUCCGGCUGCUGGAGACAGUGCUGCCCCUUACGUUUAAACCUGGCAACACCCGAGGCUGCCUCCAAAACCAGCAACGCAGACCAGCCAGGCAGAAAGGAGCCAUUAAGGAAGCACCGUUCUCUCUUUCAUCCUUUCCUCCCCUCUAAGGAUCUCCGCCGACUCCUGAAAAAACGAGAAAGGCUACAACUCCGUACAUAUCUCACUGGGCUGUCUGCCCAGGGGAUCUGGGGAUCUGUGGCUGGUUGUGGCUGGGCGUUGCCGUGGGUCCCUACGGUCAGAAGGCUCUGGCCUGAGGAUCCUACAGCCUUAGGAGGCUUCCAAACAAGGGUGCCGCUUGUGCCCACUCCUCACUUUCUCCCAGGGGUUCCCAGAGGUGCUGGGGCCUGGGAGGAGUUUCUCCCAUUCUCAGGCUGAAUGAACACUGACCGUUGGUUCCCAGGCAUUUUUAACUCUGACACCUUAGAGUUAGGGUACCCAAGUAAGAAGCUUGGGUUCAGGAAUCCUUCCUUACUCCCCAGUGCAACCCUGCCAGCCAGUCAGGAGGCAUUGGGCCUGGGCUUGGUGAGCAGAUGGCAACCUUUGUCCCGGAUCAUCAGGCCUUGUGGCCUGAAAUGUCCCAAGCCGCUGCCUGGAAUUCCAUCCUUAGAGAUUCUUUGAGUCUGUGGGAAACUGAGUGCAACAUUAUAUCUUUGGAAGGACCCUGGGAGGGAAGCACUUGAGAUACUGCUUUGGGGACAGAGGGGUUCAAGGUGAGAGCAGGGUCUGUGAGGAAGGACCAGCCAGGAUGCAGGGUCACAUAGAAACUCCAAGGGGCAAGGGCUCCAAAUGACAUCAUCUACUUGUACUGUUUGGCUGGGGGCAUCCCUGCCAGUAGGGGGAAAAGCUGUGACGCCACUUGUCAGGGCCCCGCAGCAGCUGGAGCUCUUCCCCAAGAACCACUAUAAGCAAGAAAGAGGAAGUGGCAAACAAUGGUGGUAUAAGAAGAUGACUUAGAAAAGGCCUGUGCUCGUGAAAGAUUCUAGAGAGAGGCUGUGAGACAGAAUAAUGUGGAGCAGUUGCCGCAGCCCUGAUAACUACCAAGUAUCUCUGUCCUUGAGGUGGGGACAGCAGCACUCAGGGGCCAGCACAGGUGAGGCCACCUCGCCUGGCCCACUUGUCCACUUGCAGUCUUCCAUUUACAAAUUCCUUAAAACUCUCUCCUCUCCAAGGACCUUUUUCUAACUGGAGACCCAGGUUGUGCCUGCAGUGACACAGCCAGUAUGGAAUCAAGGAGGCAACCUCAGACCCUGGACUGGAUAGCAUGGGAACCACUGGGACAGAGCCCAAAAAGAAAGAUGAGUGUGCCAGGCUAGGCUGGUGACACAAUUCUGCACGCUGGGAAAGUCUUUGUGUUUCUCUGGGCUUCCAUUUACUUGUCUAUAAAAUGGGAAAUAGUCAUUCCUGCUGUUGUUAUAAAUCUGAGAUAGUGAUGCUGUGUGUGCCUUAACACAACAAGAAACACACACACACACACACACACAGAAAAGCUGCCAGUUGCUUGUUUUGUUUUCUGUCAUUUAGACUGCAAGUCCACAGGACAAGAACCUUUUGUUCCUUGUACCACAGCUGCUGCUGAGUAAAUGUCAUCAGUAAUGAGAAUAUUGGGAACAUAUUGCAGCCACAGCGCCUAUUUUUUCUAGAUGUUGCUCACCAACCAGGCACCGUUUGGUCCCCAGGGAUGAGGCAGAGUCCAUUAGUGACAACACCACUUGGCUGCUGGAUCCAGACAACUACAUGGAAGACCAACUCAUUCACUCAUUCAGCAACUGUGUAUUGAGCACCCCCUAUAUGCCAGGCAUUGGGCCAGGUGCUGUGAAUACUGUGGUGAACAAGUCCAAUAUGGAUCUUCUCGUUAUGGAGCUUAUGGUCCACUGGGCCAUGACUAUUGGCCCUUGUUAGAAGCUGGAACCACUGUUAUGUGGUCUGUUCCCUUGGACUCUAUGUGCAAGUGUGCUCUAUUCCGUUGGACUCUCAGUUCUUGCUUCUGUUGAUUCAGAUGCCUGGUUAGGAAUUUAUCUGCCCAACUUUCCAUUCAACUUGAGAUCCUAAGAUUCCUCUACCUUUUCAGAAUUCCUGCUCAAACCUUAGGGUCCUGAGAGCAUGGUUCUGGGCUUCUGCAACACUCUGCCUGAGUGACCAGAAUUGCAUCUGUGCUCAGAGUUAUGGUUCCACUGUUGUGAAGAUCUGGGAUUGCCGGGAGCCGUGGCUACAUCAUUUGAUCGGCUGUUUG
Equus quagga is the source of this 3173-nucleotide messenger RNA. It is a transcript of the gene ASIP, whose product is annotated as agouti signaling protein. The record is from RefSeq and is a predicted model, not a curated record. Gene Ontology annotation, molecular function: melanocortin receptor binding; neuropeptide hormone activity. NCBI's taxonomy places the organism in Eukaryota, Metazoa, Chordata, Mammalia, Perissodactyla, Equidae. Gene Ontology annotation, biological process: melanosome organization; hormone-mediated signaling pathway; positive regulation of melanin biosynthetic process. Gene Ontology annotation, cellular component: extracellular region. The transcript is spliced from 4 exons. The coding region runs from base 128 to 529 and encodes 133 amino acids.